UUUCAAAGGAAUUGCGGACCUCAAUGGAAAUUCAGCGUGCACUCGCCUUGCAAAGCCGAUGUAGCCGGAGAUGAACGCAGCAGAUGUGGAGAUAUGUUUCGCUGAUUGCUGGAAAUGCUGCCUUCUUCGUGCCGUUAGACUCAAACAGCAUCAAGGCGCUCUUUGGCCGCUUCGCACUGCUGGAGCCACCCUCUGCAAUAUGCCCUGGAGAGGACGAUGACUCGUGGCACCCCUUCUGCGCCUUUGGACUGAGCGAGGUCAUUGAAUGUCAGUACAAUGGCUACCAGUAUUCGAUGGAGUGGUACUUUCUCGAGAUGCUCCGCAACAAUCGGCAAUACCGAAGUGAGGACCUCGAAGAUGCGGAGUUUAUUUAUUUCCCCCAUUGCGUGUCACAGCUCUACUUUGCCCUGCGACAAAGAUUCAACUUUACGCAUUGGCAGGCCAUCGAGCGAGCGGAGUUGGGAUAUUUGGUUCCGAUUUUGAGAUGGGCACAUCGAUCUCCGGCUCAUCAAAGGCAUCAUGGCCGGAACUUUUGGACUGUCUUCAGCAUGGACCUGGGACGCCAGGAUUUCCCUCGAUCUGCGGCAUGGCUGGAACCCUGGAGCGUUGGAUCUUUGACAGGGAGUGCAACAUGGAUGCGAGACAACGACAUGUUCUUCAAAACUCACAGCGAUUCGCUGAGCAGCGCUCGAAAGGAUGCUGACGGUUCAGACUGUUGGGAUUUGGACACUGCUCCAGUUGCCUUGGCAAACACGAUGUUUCCUGCCCGAAACUUUCGGGUCCAGGACACAGUGAUCUCUAUUCCUUCCCGAUUUUCACCGCACCCCCGAUCCCGUCGUUUUGGAGGUCGUCCAGUCCUCGCCUACUUUGCGGGCUCACCGAACUCUUGUGCCAGGGAAAGGAUUGUGAAGGUGCUGUCCGGGGAACCUGGCUUCGAUGUCUCCACAUCCUUUGCCAAGAGCAAUGAUGACUACCGUGAGCGGAUGUGGCGAGCACGAUUCUGCUUUGUUCUUCGAGGCUCAUCCCACACCAACAACGUUCGCCUUUAUGAUGUCAUCGCACAUGGCUGCGUGCCGAUCAUCGUCUCUGACGACUUCCAACCUCCACUGGACCGACUGUUGCCGUGGAAGGACAUGGCAAUCUUCUUGCCGACCUCAAGCAUUCCAAGGCUUGUACAUCUCCUUCGUCAUGAGAUCACAGAAGAAGAUCGAUGGCGUUGCUUCCGGAACAUCGCCCUCGGAAGCCCACAAGGUGAGAAAGGAUUCCCAGAGGAUUUGGAAGCAGCGAAGCACAUGGCUUCAAAGUUUGCUUUGGACCGUGACACCCUUUGGAGUGGGCUUUCAGCUGGCCGCGUCUUCGAGUGGCACGACAGCCAUUUCUGGAUACUCUUUUACGCAGAUGUUGCAAACAAGCUGCGGGAUCGUGUGAAGCAGGCAGUUGAGAAGGCUGUGCACCCCGCACCCCUUCGCGUCAAGACUCUCGAGCAACCAGAGGGUUCGCCAACCCCCCGGGGAUCUUUCCUGGCUCUCCAAUGGCUGCUGGAUCUCCAUCAUCGCAGGGAGAAACGUUCGCCACAAGUAGUCCGCUGUGGAAGCGAUUCCUUUUUUUCUCAAGGCAGGUCUAGCCCUUCCUUGAAGCCUUUGGAGGAGUUCGACGUGGGUGGUGGCUUCAACCUAGCAGUGACAAACAGGCAUAGCUGCAAGAGCGAACCCACCAAGUUCCAGAAUGCAGUCUUACAGGUCAGUUCAGAUUGCGAGAUGUCCAUUUGGGAGCUUUUGAAAAAGAAUUCUCCGCAGAUACUUUGGAUUGACAAUACUACAGCGGAGUUGCGAAAAGACUUGGCCUUUGUUGGUUGGCUGUGCUUCUCUCAGGCCACUUUGCAACCCCUCUUCCAUCCGUUCGAGCUUGAGGGGUUGAAGCCGGUGAUAUGCGGACAGGAGCGUGAUGGUGACUUGGAAAAGCUCUUGAAGCUUGGCUCCUCGCAAAGCUCGGAGCGAUGGGGUGCACAAUUCACAUUCUGGCACCAUCAAGAGAAUACCAGAGGUCGAUUCCUCUACACCUAAGUCGUGGCAUCUUGUCGCAGCAUUCAUUUCACAGCACUUGAACAUGUUCAAACAGACGAAGUAAUUAACGCUGUUUAGACUUGCAGGCUCUGGUGCGCCAUAAACCUAAGGUGGAUUCAGGAUGCGAAUCUGGUCAGUCCAAUCUCCUAUGGAGCUGUGGCUGUAGCACAAGCUUCUUUGAGAUACAAAUUCGGCAGAGCAAAGCUCGGCUCCGUGAGCUCGGGUGCAGAGAACCCUCGAGAACCCUCGAGAGCAAGGUCUGCGUGCCAUGCGCGGAGAUCUAACGACGUGUCGGACGCGUUGGACGGCAACGGCACAUGAGUUUCCUGCGAGAAGCUGCCGAAGAGUCUCCUGGGCAGAGGAAGGAAAAGCAUCCAUGAGGUCAUCCACUAGCUACAGCGGCUAGCGACACGUUGACCAUCUUAAAUCGUGUCCAGCGCUUUUUCCUCCAAACUGUCAAGCAUGAGCUGUGGCCACUUGGAGUUAGGUUGGAGGCCAUUGGUAUUAGGUUGGAGGCCAUUGCUACUAGGAGUUGUGCACUGUCCAGGGCAGAACUGCAGAAGCAGAUGGAGUUCUUCCAGGAAGAGGAGAUUUGCCUGACCUUCUUCGUUUCAACCAGUCGCUUGCAACCUCGAAAAGGGAGUGAGACGAAAAUGUGCGACAUGAUGGCCUGCAAAAUGUUUGGUUUCGAGAUCGAAUCUCGCUUUUACAUCCUUUGAGACAAUUGCUUCUUGAUGCUUGUUGUUUUCCCACUUUAGAUCAUAGAAUAUUAGUGAGCAUUGUCGGGUGCUUCCCACACAUUCAGAGUCCUGUCAUUGCUGUCUACCACAUUCUCAACACUCAUCGCAUGGACACAUCGAGUCUGCCUUGGCCGUUAUACAUCAAGCUGUUUGGACUCCAGAGGG
This is a messenger RNA of Durusdinium trenchii, 2968 nucleotides long. Lineage: Eukaryota; Dinophyceae; Suessiales; Symbiodiniaceae. The record is from the annotation of a GenBank genome assembly.